Messenger RNA from Dreissena polymorpha, 3429 nucleotides. RefSeq names its product histone acetyltransferase KAT2B-like. Bases 6 to 2363 code for a protein of 785 amino acids. Gene Ontology annotation, cellular component: nucleus; histone acetyltransferase complex. The record is from RefSeq and is a predicted model, not a curated record. Lineage: Eukaryota; Metazoa; Mollusca; Bivalvia; Myida; Dreissenidae. The transcript has 18 exons. Gene Ontology annotation, biological process: positive regulation of transcription by RNA polymerase II; chromatin remodeling. Gene Ontology annotation, molecular function: protein binding; histone H3 acetyltransferase activity.
ACAAAAUGGCUGACGGAGAAGCUCACCUAAAUAAUCCUGUGCAAAAUGGUGUUCCUGCGGCAAAACAAACACCAACUCAAGCCAAUACAACUGGAGAAAUGAGCAGGCCAAAUAAUCUACAACGCAUUGCACAGAAAAAAGCACUCGUCAGAACGUUCCCGCGACCAAAGAAACUCGAAAAACUGGCUGUUUACUCCUCGUGCAAGGUUGAAAGUUGUAAAUGCAAUGGCUGGAAGAACCCCAAUCCCCCACCUACCCCGCCUAGAGUGGACGUCUCACAACCCCUGGCCAACCUGACAGAUCCUUGUCGUAGCUGCUCUCACACUCUAGAUGCCCAUGUUUCUCAUCUGGAGGACACAGAUGCUGAUGAGUUGGAUCGGCUGUUGCGUAUUGUCGUUGAUGUGGAGAAUCUCUUUAUGUGUGUGCACAAAGAGGAGGAUGCUGAAACCAAACAAGUCUACUUUUAUCUGUUUAAGCUUUUACGAAAAUGCAUACUCAACAUGAGCAAUCCCACAAUAGAAGGUCCACUAGGAAGCCCGCCAUUUGAAAAGCCUAGCAUUGCCAAGGGAGUGACCAAUUUUGUGCUCUACAAGUUUGGUCACCUCGCCCAGAAGGAGUGGCAGACGAUGUAUGACCUUGCCAAGAUGUUCCUACACUGCCUGAACCACUGGAAGCUGGAAACACCCACCAGUCGACAGCAGCAUGCCGGCUCUGAAGAUAUAGCAACCUACAAAGUCAAUUACACAAGGUGGUUAUGUUAUUGUCACGUGCCUGCUUUCUGUGACACCCUGCCCCGCUAUGAGACUACACUGAUAUUCGGUCGCACGCUACUCCAGUCAGUGUUUCAAACCAUGCGGCGGCAACUGUUAGAGAAGUUCAGAGCUGAGAAAGACCGCAUGCCUCACGAGAAACGCACACUUGUGCUCACACACUUUCCAAGGUUCCUGACAAUGCUGGAGGAGGAAGUGUAUGGGGAGACCUCACCUAUCUGGGACCCUGAGUUUACACAGGCCAACAACCACACAGAUGGCAGCCUGAACUCUUCCAUGAAGACAGAGAAUCCCAACCUUACGCCGAUUGCUUUACGGCGAUCCUCCAGAAAUGAAGCAAUAGCAGUAGAGAAGCGAAAAAUGGAGGAGCUAGUCCCGCCCCCUGAGGAGGUCAAGAGGUCAAAGGUUGAGGGCGAUGUCCCAGCUGACCUGGUCAGCGAGAUUGUGGCUACAAUCACUGACCCGGAGGAAAUGGUCGGACCUGACUCAGCUCUGUACCCGAGCCAUGCGUCGCGUGAUGAAGGGGCCAGAAAUGAGGAAAAGAAAGGGGUCAUAGAGUUCCACGUGAUCGGCAACUCCCUGAGUCGCAAACCAACCAGACAGCUGCUCAUCUGGCUCAUCGGUAUGCAGAAUGUGUUCUCUCAUCAACUUCCCAGGAUGCCAAAGGAGUACAUCACACGACUUGUAUUUGACCCGAAGCACAAAUGUCUUGCGUUGGUAAAAGACAACAAUGUGAUAGGAGGCAUCUGUUUCCGCAUGUUCCCUUCACAAGGCUUCACUGAGAUUGUCUUUUGUGCAGUCACCUCCAACGAACAAGUCAAGGGUUAUGGCACUCAUCUGAUGAAUCACCUCAAAGACUACCACAUCAAGCACAACAUUGUACAUUUCCUCACAUUUGCUGAUGAGUUUGCAAUAGGAUACUUCAAGAAGCAGGGUUUCUCCAAGGACAUCAAGCUGUCCAAGUCUGCCUACCUGGGCUACAUCAAGGACUAUGAGGGCGCCACUCUGAUGGGAUGUGAGCUCAACCCACGCAUCUGCUACACAGAGUUCUCAAAGACCAUACGCAAACAGAAGGAGAUAGUGAAGCGUAUCAUAGAGCAGAAGCAGAGUGUGUUCCAGAAGGUCUACCCGGGCCUCACCUGCUUCAAGGAGGGGGUGAGGCAGAUCCCCAUUGAGAGCAUCCCCGGGUUGCAGGACAGCGGCUGGAGACCGGCUCCUGAUGCAGUAACUGAGACUGUGAUGGACUCUGAAGAACUUUACAACAGCCUCAAGACAAUUCUGCAACACUGCAAGACUCAUGCCAGUGCGUGGCCGUUCUUGAAGCCAGUGGAGAAAGCAGAGGCACCCGACUAUUACGACCACAUUCGUUUCCCGAUGGAUCUGAGGACUAUGGGAGACAGACUGAAGAACAGAUACUACGGCCACAAAAAGUUGUUCAUUGCAGACAUGACGCGAAUCUUCACAAACUGUCGAUCAUACAACAAGCCUGAUACAGAGUAUUACAAAUGUGCCAAUGUUAUGGAGAGGUUCUUCAAAAAUAAACUGAAGGAAUUCAAUCUGGCUGACCAGCCUAAACCUGUUGUGGAUAGUUGAUCAAAGCAAUAUAAAUAAAUAUAUAAAAAAAUCGGUCUGUUAGAUCAGCCAAAACUGGGUUAAUAUGAAAAAGUGAUACAUAAAGACAUGAUGAAAACGUGAUUUUUUUUUACUCUUGAAAAGCCAUUAGGCGAUUGUAGAAUAUUUUAGCCUUGUUUUGGGACACAGUCUAAACAGGCUUAGGGACGACACUUUCCACUUUAAUGGAAUUAUUUGUUUAAAGAAGGUCACUUCUAAACAAAAUUGUGUCUAGGCAAAAAGUCCCUGAUCAGCCUUUGUGGACUGAAUGGGCUAUUCUGGGACGAUACUUUGAAGUAAAUGCAUUAGGCUAGUUUUCCAGAGGGAGUCUUGUUUGCAGUCUUUGACUAAUAAACAGUGUGUUCAAAAUGACAAUAAACUGAAAGAGUGGAAUGUGUUGGAUAAGCCAUAGACUAUUUGCUGGUGUGGUCAGUAUCACAUUGUUAUGAAUCUCUAGAUAAACCUCUUAUCUGAUCAUUAAUUAUACUUCAUUUAUUCAUUUCACAGAUGUGUACAUCUUUGCAGUGUCAUCUUUAAGAAAGUUUAUUGUAGAGUGAUCUUGCUUCAGGGUAUCCGCAAACUGGUCAAAACAUUUGUAAUUCAAAAACUACAUUUUACGAUAAAUUAGACUAUUUUUAAACUUCUGGUCAUAAAAUUGUGAUUUUUUUAGAGUAAUAGUUUCUUGGUUUCCAUACUUACGUUUGGAACAAUGUUGGUAUGAAAAUAUUAACAUUAAUAUAGACAUAAAAUGAUUCAAAUUUGUGUUAGGAAUGAAGAAAAUGUGACGUUAUAUUUCAUGUUAAGGCUACUGGUCCAAUUUGAUUGUGAAUAAAAAUUGUGCCACAAAAAUUAAAUGGUUUAGACUGAUAAGAACCUUAAAUUUGGAAAGAUUUGUAUUUUUUUAUGGCUUUUAACUUAUUCAAACUCAUUUUAUUGAUGUGUUUUGUAUUAUAAUUGAUUAUUUAUUGAUUGCAUUUUUUAUGAAUGAAAAAAAGAAUGUCUUACUGAUAUUUUUGUUUGAUAUGAUAUUGAAUACAUGGUAGGAUAA